AUGUUUCACCAGGUGCGUGUUACGGAAGAAGAGUGUGAUGCUUUAAGAUUUCUAUGGUGGCCAGGUGGUGACAUCAUACAUCAGCCAAAGUGCUAUCGUAUCAAGGUACAUUUGUUUGGAGCUACAUCAUCACCCAGUUGUGCAGCAUAUGCCUUAAAGCGUACUGCAACCGACAAUCCCCGUUUAUUUGAAAAGGAAGUGGUUUCUACAGUAGAACGAGAUUUUUAUGUCGAUGAUUGUCUGAAGUCUGUAGAAACGGAUGAUAAAGCUAUCAUGCUGGCUACAGAUCUGCAAACACUAAUGAAGUUAGGCGGAUUCCGACUUACGAAGUGGUUAAGUAACAGUAGGGCUGUACUGAACGCUAUUCCAGAAUCUGAACUCGCACCAUCUGUCGUCAGUCUGAGUCUAGACGAAACUUUACCAUGUAAUCGAGCACUUGGUGUGCAAUGGAAUGUUAACGACGACAGAAUCCAGAUUAAAGUCAAGCUGUCCGAUAAGCCACACACGAGACGCGGCAUUCUAUCAGUUGUAAGUUCAAUAUACGACCCACUGGGACUCGUCUCGCCCGUUACACUUCAAGCUAAAGCAAUAAUACAGAGCCUGUGCAGACUGAAGAUCGGCUGGGAUGACCAGAUACCACAGAGAAUCAACAAUGAAUGGCAUACCUGGCUAUCAACCUUACCUUGUCUGGAGAAAGUGCCUGUAAACCGCUGUUUCCGACCAAGUGACUGUGUUAAAUCUACGGAACUGCAUAUAUUUAGUGAUGGAUCCGAAACCGCCUAUAGAGCCUGUGCUUACAUUCGAUUUGUUGAUACCUAUGACAAUGUAACGUGUUCUCUAUUCAUAGGAAAAUCUGGUUUAGCCCCGAUCAAACAGAUGUCUAUACCACGUCUUGAGUUAUCCGGAUCUGUUGUCGCUUGUCGUAUUUAUGCGAUGUUGUCCGAUGAACUAGAUAUAAAGAUUGAUCAAGUUACCUUCUGGACUGAUUCCAUGAUCGUAUUAGGAUACAUAAAGAACGUAUCAAAACGGUUCAAGACAUUCGUUGGCAACAGACUCAGCAUUAUACAUAAUACUACCUCACCAGACCUGUGGCGCCAUAUUGACACAAAGUCGAAUCCCGCAGAUAUAGCUUCAAGGGGCAUACAUGCGAAUGACACUAAGAAUCUAUAUAUUUGGCUAAAUGGACCAGAUUUUCUAAGAAAAGAUCAUACUCAGUGGCCACAGAAUCAGCUUGCACCGGAAGUAACCGGCAAUGAUACAGAAGUGAAGAGAGAAGUCAAGAUAAACAUCACAAUGACUAAUAGAAGUCCAGAUGAUAUCAUUGACCGCUACUCAAAUUGGACUAAACUUAGAAGAGCAGUCGCGUGGUUACUUAGAUACAAGGUAUUUUGCAGACAGAAAUUAUACUUAAAUCACGAACUUGACAUGGAAGAAAGAAACAUAACAUAA
Molecule: messenger RNA, 1449 nt
Organism: Mercenaria mercenaria
Lineage: Eukaryota; Metazoa; Mollusca; Bivalvia; Venerida; Veneridae
Exons: 1
Coding region: 1-1449 (482 amino acids)
Source: RefSeq, a predicted model, not a curated record